Molecule: messenger RNA, 1892 nt
Organism: Lentinula edodes (shiitake mushroom)
Lineage: Eukaryota; Fungi; Basidiomycota; Agaricomycetes; Agaricales; Omphalotaceae
Product: kinase-like domain-containing protein
Exons: 6
Coding region: 116-1714 (532 amino acids)
Biological process (GO): cellular hyperosmotic response; protein phosphorylation; MAPK cascade
Molecular function (GO): ATP binding; MAP kinase kinase activity
Source: RefSeq, a predicted model, not a curated record
GCCACACCACGUGACAUGAGGUAAUAAUACUUAUCAAAAAUGACGAACCGGUUUCCUUCCAAGGUUUCUCUCUUCGCAGUCCUACAUUUCUUUCAUAUUUUGACUUCUUCCGACCAUGGAACCUCCGAGAUCUUCUCGUGGUGUUGCUGGUCUUCUCAAUCGCAAUCAACAAGGCUCUCGUCUACCUCCGAUGCCUCCAUCUUUACAGGCAAAACUUACCAAUAUGGCGAGAAGGAAUAACAACGAUGUUGAUGACACUGCUGCUUUACUUCAGCAGGCUUCAUUAGCUUCGCCAUCUUCCCAUAAUCUUCCCCCAAAUUUUCGUACCGCUGCUUCUUAUCCUCCUCCCAACCUCCCAAAAUCUGCCACACCUGCUGCAGGCGGCAUAGCGGCUCGACGUCGUUCGAAACCUAACUUUUCUCUCAAGGAUAUCAAUGGUAAUCUUGGUGGUGGAGCCUCAGCAGCAGGUUUAGGUCAAGGAAGACCUUCUUUUGCUGCUAAUGACUCCAGACGAGGUCCUCUCGCUCAUGCUCCGCCCGGCAGUCUCUUUUCAUCCUUUGCAAACGUCAUAGAUCCCAACGGGCGACUCAACUUCAAAGGAAAAGCUGUUCUCCACGCAAAUGGCGUCAACUUUGCCAACGGUGUUUCGUUUCAGCUUAACAUGGAAGAUUUAGAAAGAGGAGAGGAACUUGGAAGAGGCAAUUACGGUACCGUGACGAAGGUCCUGCAUACACCAACUGGUGUCACGAUGGCUCUCAAGGAAAUCCGUCUCGAACUCGACAAUGCAAAGUUGAACGCUAUCAUCAUGGAACUCGACAUAUUACAUAGGGCGGCGUCGUCGUCUCACAUCGUAGACUUCUAUGGUGCCUUCUUUGUGGAGACCUGUGUCUAUUAUUGCAUGGAGUACAUGGAUCGUGGAAGCCUUGACACAGUAGUCAACUUUAGCUUUGGAGAAACCGUCCCGGCUCUACAUCCGGGCCCGGACGGUGAGGAGGAAGUGAUUUGGCAGGGUGUACCGGAGGAUGUCCUAGCCAGGAUUGCAGGUAGUACAGUCAAAGGAUUGAAAUUUUUGAAAGACGAAUUGGGCGUUAUUCAUCGAGACGUCAAACCAACUAAUGUGCUUAUCAAUAAUCGCGGUCAGAUCAAACUAUGUGAUUUUGGAGUAUCUGGUCAACUGGAGAAGAGUAUUGCCAAAACUAACAUCGGGUGCCAAACAUACAUGGCUCCCGAAAGAAUCUCCGGAGAGCACCAGAACACCGUGGGGACUUACACUGUUUCAUCGGAUGUAUGGUCUUUAGGCUUGUCAAUAAUCGAAAUCGCCAUAGGCAGGUAUCCGUACCCUCCAGAAGCGUACUCGAACAUUUUAGCGCAGUUGAAAACGAUUAUCCAAGAUGACGCACCAACCUUGCCCUCGGAUCGCUACUCUCCUGAAGCAUGUGACUGGGUUGCUAGCUGUCUAGUCAAAGUUCCUGACGGACGUGCUACCUACGCAGAGCUUCUAGAGCAUGACUUCAUUCAACGAGACGAAGCUAAAGCCAACGCAGAAAAUGGUGAUGCGGUAGAUAUGGCGGGGUGGCUGAGCAAAGCGCUCCAAUUCAGAGAAGCCAAGAUAGCUCAUGUCCAGGCUUUGGCUGCUGCUGCGUUAGCUCCGUCUGCGCCUCCUGGACAUCCUGUCUUGAGCGCACCAGCAACGACAAGAAUAAGACUCGAUUGAUCGCUAUCAACGUAUCUGCCCUUCUAUGUGUUAUCAUCUGCCAUCUAGCGCUGAAACAGAGCCAAGUAAUGCUUUGUCGUUUUUGAACCGGAGCGCAGUCACGACCACAACUUUGAACUAAAUAAAAUGACGUGCCGGCGAUGCAUACCCGCGAUUUCAUGGCGACAUUCGUCAAACU